Molecule: messenger RNA, 3488 nt
Organism: Mirounga angustirostris (Northern elephant seal)
Lineage: Eukaryota; Metazoa; Chordata; Mammalia; Carnivora; Phocidae
Gene: GPX7
Product: glutathione peroxidase 7
Exons: 3
Coding region: 144-929 (261 amino acids)
Biological process (GO): response to oxidative stress
Molecular function (GO): glutathione peroxidase activity
Source: RefSeq, a predicted model, not a curated record
UAAGGCCACUGAGCUCAUUAAAAGUCGAGCUCUCAGAUCCAGUUUUUCACCUUCCUUUCCCUACCAAGUCGCCGCAUCCUGCGACGAGACGGAGCCUCACCGCAACUGCUCAGAAUGGUCUCAGUGGUCAGAAUCCCCAAACCAUGACUCUGGGGUCGGAGAACCGGCGCGCAGUCGGACGCUCCCGCGGUGCAGGCGGGGAGACUGAGGUCCAGAGCCGGGUGCUCCAGCGCCAGCGGGGCAGAAAGCGAGGGGGCGCGUCCAGCGUCCCCAGCCGCCCGGCGCCGGAGCCGCCUCCGCCCGCCCCCCACGCUGAGUCCCCCCGCCUCGAUUCUGCCCUCGCAGCGCCGCCAGCUCGGGAGCCAGUCAUGGUGGCUGCCGUGGUGGCGGCGUGGCUGCUCCUGUCGGCCGCGGUCUGCGCUCAGCGCGAACAGGACUUCUACGACUUCAAGGCGGUCAACAUCCGGGGCAAGUUGGUGUCACUGGAGAAGUACCGCGGCUCGGUGUCCCUGGUGGUGAACGUGGCUAGCGAGUGCGGCUUCACGGACCAGCAUUACCGAGCCUUGCAGCAGCUGCAGCGGGACCUGGGGCCCCACCACUUCAAUGUGCUUGCCUUCCCCUGCAACCAGUUCGGCCAGCAGGAGCCCGAUACCAACAAGGAGAUCGAGAGCUUUGCCCGCCGCACCUACAGUGUUUCUUUCCCCAUGUUUAGCAAGGUCGCAGUCACAGGCACUGGUGCCCACCCUGCCUUCAAGUACCUGAUCCAGACUUCUGGGAAGGAGCCCACCUGGAACUUCUGGAAGUACCUAGUGGCCCCAGAUGGAAAGGUAGUAGGGGCUUGGGACCCAACUGUGUCGGUGGAAGAGAUCAGGCCCCAGAUCACGGCACUCGUGAGGAAGCUCAUCCUGAAGAAGCGAGAAGACUUAUAACCACUUUCUCUCCUCUCCCACUGUCCCAUCCCAACCCCCCAUCCUCCACCUUGAAUGGGUGACCAAAGCAAACUCAGUGGUGCUCAAUGGUGCUUGGAGGGAGGGCCUACGGACUCUCCUUCCUCCAUUUUUAUCCCACCUACCCUAUCACUCCUAUGGGGGAAAAUUUCUAGCAUUUGGAUUAUUUGAGUCUUAGAACAACCUAUAGGAACUCUUGGCCAGUGAUAGCUCUUGACCAAUGAAUCACCAGCCAAUAAGAACCUCUAGCCCAUGAAAGCAUGUGGCAAAUAGAAGUAUAUUAAGCAAUAAUCUCCUGCCUACUAAGAACUCUGUAAAAUGGGACCAAUUCCUACCUCACAGGGUUGUUGUGAGGAUGAGGAUGAAAGAUCUAUGAAAGUGCCUAGGGCAAUGCCAGCUCACUAGGAGGCAUUCAAUAAAUGGUUUUUUUUUUUUUUUUUUGGCAUAUAAACCAAAAAAUAACUUGUAAUCAAUAAAAACUUGUGCCCAACAUGAAUUUCCAGCCAUCAAGAAUCCAGGCCAAAGAUUUAUUUGUUGUUGUAAUUGUUGUCCUCUGUAUUAUUUUUUUUAAUUACAAAAGUAAUGCAAAUAGAUUGUAAAAUAAUACAGGAUGAUAUAAAAUAAAAAUGAAGAUAUCCCCCUUAUUUUCUAUAUCUCUCUCCCUGGAGGUAAAUAAAUACUGUUAGCAAUUUGGUACAAAGACUUCCUCAUUUUUUUUAUCAAGCCAAUCAUUAUUGCCCAAUAAGAAUUCACUGACCAAAAAUACACUAUAAUAACAAAUAGGCAAACAAAGGGCGCUGGGUGGCUCAGUCGUUAAGCGUCUGCCUUCGGCUCAGGUCAUGAUCCCAGGGUCCUGGGAUGGAGCCCCGAAUCGGGCUCCCUGCUCAGCGGAAAGCCUGCUUCUCUCUCUCCCACUACCUCCGCUUGUGUUCCCUCUCUCGCUGUGUCUCUGUCAAAUAAAUAAAUAAAAUCUUUAAAAAAAUAAAAAAAUAAAUUUAAAAAAAGGAGCCAAACAGAACUUAAAAAACAAAAACAAAAACAAAAAACAAAUAGGCAAAGGAUAUGAAUGGAUAAUUCAUAGAAUAAUAUAGAUGGAUAAUAAGGAUAUGAGAAGAUAUUUAGCCUCAUUAAACUUGGAAAGAUUUUUUUUUAAAGAUUUUAUUUAUUUGAGAGAGAGAGAGUGCCCAAGCAGGGGGAGCGGCAGGCAGAGGGAGAAGCAGGCUCCCCACUGAGCAAGGAGCCCCAUGCAGGACCUGAGCUGAAGGCAGACUGAGCCACCUGGGUGUCCCUGGAAAGAUUUUUUUAAAUGAUAACACCCAUAGUUGGUAAGGAUGUGAGGAAAUGGGCAUUCAUAGUAACUGUUGGUGGGACAAUGAACUGGCACAAGUUUUUAGAGGGUGACUUGGCAGUAUCUUUUAAAACUAAAUGUUCAUGUCCUUUGAUCCAUCAUUUCUCAUCCUAGAAGUCUCCCAAACUGUGCAAAUAUAUAUGUACAAUAAUAUGUAUGUACAUUGUUCAUAAUAGUGAAAAUUGGAUGCAACCCUGUAUCCAUCAGUAUGGUCUGAUAAUGAAUUAUGGUACAAAUCCAAAUGGUACACUAAUACAGUUAUUAAAAUGAAUGAAUUAGGGGCACCUGACUGGCUCAGUCAGUAGACCAUGAGACUCUUGGUCUCAGGGUUGAGUUUGAGCCCCACGUUGGGUGUAGAGAUUACUUAACAUUUUUUUAAAAUCUAAAAAAAUAAAUUAAAAUUAAAUGAAUGAAUUAGAUUUUUAAAAAAUAUUCUAAGUAAUCUCUACACCCAACGUGGGGCUUGACCUCACAACCCUGAGACUAAGAGUCACACGCUCUACUGACUGAGCCAGCCAGGGGCCCCAAAACGAAUGAACUAGAAUUUCUAAAUGCUACCAUAGAAAAAGUUGUCCAAAAGUGAAAAAAGGGCAACUUGUAAAACAGAAUGAAUACAUGCACACACACACAAAUCUGGUCUAGGGGUGCCUGGCUGCUCAGUCUGUACAGCAUGUGACUCUUGAUCUUGGGGUUGUAAGUUCAUACCCCAUGUUGGGUGUAGAGAUUACUUAAAAUAAAAAUCUUUUUAAAAAAAAUCCAGUAUAAAGAAGUAUAAUAUUUUUAUCAAAAAUUUUCAAUAUUAAGUGAGAGGGAGAGAGAGGAAUAUAGACCAAACUGUUUUUUAAGAUUUUAUUUAUUUAUUUGAGAGAGAGGGAGCAUGAGUGGGGAGGGGCAGAGGGACAGGCAGACCCCCUGCUCCCUGAGUGUGGAGCCCGAUGUGGGGCUGACGUGGGGCUCAAUCAGGUCAUGAUCUCAGGGUCUUGGGAUUGAGUCAGAUGCUUAACCAGUUGAGCCACCCAGGUGUCCCUAGACUAAACUAUUAAUGGUGGUUGUCAAUGAGGGAGUCAGGGGAAAGAGGGGAUAACAGGAGACCUUCACUGUCUUUGUUAAGUAUUUCUGUAAUGUUUGAAUUUUGUAUGUAAAAUAUGUAUUUCACUUUUAUAGAAAUAUAAAAGGAGCCUGCUAAACACUGA